AUACUUCUCCCCUUCCCCUCCCUCUACCCUCCUCCUCUUCUGCUGGAAAAAGGGUUUAAGCCGCGGCCUCGCCGGGAAGCCCACCGUCGCGCCGCCGCUCUCUCCCCGCUCGCUUCCUCCCGCCGCCGCCGCUUUCCCUGACUGCCUCCUCGUCUACUGGCUCAGCUCAAUCCCCCCAUUCCCGCUGGGACCGGGAACCAGGGACCUCGAAUCCAACUCCUAACCCUAGCUAGCUAGCUAUCUACUGCGAUGCCGAGCUUCCCUCCGCCGGGCGCCGUCACCAUCUGCGAGAUCAACCGCGACCUCGUUGCGGCGGAUGCGCUCUCCGACGCCCGCGCCAAGGACGCCUACGGGGAUGUGCUCGGGAUGGUCUUCGCCCCUAUUCCAUUCCAGCCGGAGGCUCUUCUCCCCAGCCGCGAGCCUGCUGCUCCUGCCGCGGACCAAGUCGAGCCUGCUGAGACUGCCCCCGCACCUGGUUUGGCUGCCACCAUAUCCGAGUUCUUCAGGCGGAUGGUCUUCCCUCCACUAGAUCCAAAUUUGCUAGAAGAAUUUGACACCCAGAAAGUAAGUUGGAAUCCAUACAAGCAUUGCUUAGCAUUUGUGUCUGGCAAGAACCAGGUUACUGUCCAAGACUUUGAGGAUUCAGAUGCUAAAGAACCAUGCAUUUUAACAAGUGACCAUCAAACGGAUGUUAAGGCUGUUGAGUGGAGACCAAAUAGCGGGAAGAUGAUUGCAGUUGCCUGCAAGGGAGGGAUAUGCCUCUGGUCGGCAUCAUAUCCUGGCAAUGUUCCGUUCAUGAAACCUGGCAUCACCUCAUCUUCCUCUAGUGCCUUCCCUAGAGGUUCUGGUGGUCAGUGGAUACUGGUGGAUGUUCUUCGUGGCUCUUCUGCUGAGCUCAUUAGUGCACUUUGUUGGAAACCUGAUGGGAGAUACUUGGCAUCUGCCUCAUGUAAUAGUCCAUCUUUCACAAUUUGGGAUGUGUCUCAAGGGUUGGGAACUCCUAUACGGCGUGGAUUAAGCAAUAUAUCAUUAGUGCGGUGGUCACCCAGUGGAGAUUACCUUCUAGCUGCUAAAUUUGAUGGUACAUUUCACUUCUGGGAGACGAACACAUGGACUUCAGAACCCUGGUCUUCGUCUAAUGGAUAUGUGUCUGGAGCAAAUUGGGAUCCAGAAGGUCGUGUUGCAUUGUUAUCCUUUUCUAACUCGACGACACUUGGCUCAAUUCACUUCUCAUCUAAGCCACCAUCCUUAGAUGCCCACCUCCUACCAGUUGAACUUCCAGAAAUUUUCUCCCUGAUUGUUAGCCGAGGCAUAGAGAAAUUAGCAUGGGAUGCUUCAGGGGAACGUCUGGCAUUGUCGUUCAAAGAUGGAAAUGAAAUGUACCGUGGGCUGAUUGCUGUAUAUGAUGUGCGGAGAUCUCCACUUAUCUCACUAUCACUAGUUGGAUUCAUUCGGGGACCUGGAGAAGGAGCAAAGCCACUCGCUUUUGCUUUUCAUAGCAAAUUUAAGCAAGGGCCAUUGCUUUCUGUGUGUUGGAGUAGUGGUUGGUGUUGUACAUAUCCACUGAUACUUCGUUCUCAUUGACGCCAAUUGUAGCACCUCACUGGUUCAGGACUGAAUGUUUUAAUUAUUAUUGGCGACUUGGAAGACUGAACGUUGCAAUGUGCCUAGGAGAAAUGCAAAGCAUGAAUUGUAUCCCAUGUAUGUAACAUUAUGACUUGAGAAAUGGUGCCUAUUGAAUGCAUUCAUCUCCAGAUGUAUUUGAUUUGAUCUGUAUGUACACUUAUGUUAAUUUUACCAGUUUUUCUUUUGUCUAUACGCGGAUAUUAUUUGCAA
Molecule: messenger RNA, 1836 nt
Organism: Sorghum bicolor (sorghum)
Lineage: Eukaryota; Viridiplantae; Streptophyta; Magnoliopsida; Poales; Poaceae
Product: aladin
Exons: 15
Coding region: 250-1584 (444 amino acids)
Biological process (GO): nucleocytoplasmic transport
Cellular component (GO): nuclear pore
Molecular function (GO): protein binding
Source: RefSeq, a predicted model, not a curated record